AUGUUAAUAGUAAAACGUUUGGCGCACGACAACAUGACGAGAGGCACGGUUUUACCUUCACAGUGUAAAAAGUGUAAAUCUAAUGUUUUAAAUGCCAUAAGAUGCAAAAUAUGUGAGAGUACUUUUCAUCCCAGCUGUGCAAAACUGUACAAUGGUGUAAGAUUUGCUGAGGACAGUGAAUUUAUGUGUUGUGAUCAAAAUAUUGCAAAUGAUGGCGAUCCAGCAGUAUUUUUUGAUGCAAUGGAAGAGCUGUGUGGGGCAGAAAAGAAGAUAGAUAUUCAUAUAUGUAAAUAUGUAGUUCAUCAAAAAGAUAUGCUAAUAAAAGAACUACGUGAUAAAAUCAGCCUCCUUGAAAAGCACAUUGAUUUAAUUAAUCAACAAAAUGUCGAAUAUAAUCUUAUCUGUGCGGAAGACAAGAAACAAGACCAAACAAAAAAGGCCUGUAAGAAAUCAGUAACCGAUUUAGAUAAACAAAAAAGUGUAAAUACUCCUGCUAGUGAUUCUGGUUUGAAUCAUCAUCACGAUGAUGAAGAUAAUGACGCUGACGAUGAUGACGAUGAUGAUGAUGAUGAUGAUGAUAAUGAUGAGGAUGAUGAUGACUUGGAAUCAGAGACUAUUAGGGAACGUCUCAGAGAACCUCAAGCGAUUUUAGAACCGACGAUGUGUGCUUACGAAAUGGAUAUGUAUGGAGAAUACGUGUGGAUUUUGCAGAAUAGAGAACAAAUGUGGUGGAACUACACAAACGAAUGUUCGGCUUACAAAAUGCGGAAAGCUGUUGAAGGAAUAAUAAUGAUAUCAGAUUUUAGCAGCAUCUCCGAGGACGAGUAUUCGAUAUCGGGAUUGGUCAAUGAUGAUUUCGAGGAAGCCUUAAAUACGUCAAGGUCAUAUAUAUCCAGGUAUGCCAAGCAAACCUACGAUGCCAUAUGGACGAUAGCUCUGGCCCUGAGAGAUUCAGAGAUACACCACUGGUUCGAUCCAAUAACUGAAUACCAAUACACCCGAAAAGACAUGGCGUGUCGAUGGGUGGAUAGAAUAAAUAAACUCAGUUUCAUUGGACUCUCUGGUCCAGUGAAGUUUCAAGGCGCUGACAGGAUUGGAAAUUCACUAAUUCAACAAAUACAGGAUGGAGCGACAGUUAACGUAGCCCUCUUUGACUCCAUCAAUAACGUUCUCGACUUCAACUGCAAGACAUGUCGCAGCAUCCGGUGGCAGAACGAUAGACUCCCUGUAGCUCAAAGGAUCCUGAAAAUCUCCCUUAUAAAAAUACCCGCCGUGCUGUUCUAUUGCAUUGUCCUAAUAUCUACAGUAGGCAUAGGCGCUUCCUUUCUCUUUCUGUACUUCAACCUCCACUUCAGGCGAAUGAAAUCCGUCAAACUUUCCAGCCCUAAGCUGAACAAUGUCGCCGUAUUCGGUUGCAUUUUGGUUUAUUCAUCUGUGAUACUAUUGGGAAUCCAUAACAGUGCUAUAAAAUCGGAGAGCUACUUCAGCGAGUUGUGUUCGGUACGUGUUUACUUCCUUUCCGCUGGUUUCUCUCUGGCCUUUGGAUCGAUGUUCGCCAAAACCUACCGGGUGCACCGUCUGUUUACGUACCUUGGCGCGGGUUUGGUGAAAGACAAAUUGCUGAAGGAUAAACAAUUAAUUGGGCUAAUAUUAAUCCCGUUAAUUACGGACGCCCUCAUCUUAGCCCUGUGGGUGGCGAUAGAUCCGAUGCAGAGGCAACUCUACAACCUAACGCUGGAAAUUAGCUCCAUGCACAGAGGCGUUGUCUAUCAACCGCAGGUAGAAGUAUGCAGUUCUCACAACACGGUAGGCUGGUACGUUGCUCUCUUCGGAUAUAAAAGCAUUAUCUUAGUAAUGGGAGUUUUCAUGGCUUGGAAAACCAGACACGUGAAAGUUCCAGCACUGAACGACUCCCAGUACAUCGGCAUCUGCGUAUAUAGUGCUGUGUUUAGUACCAUUAUAGUGAUACUUUCCAGCUUCAUUUCUAACUAUUUCAUACUAGCAUACUUGGCAAAAACAGGUAGCAUUUUAAUUGCCACGACUAUAACGCUCUUCCUUCUGUUUCUUCCAAAGCUGAAGGCUGUGCUUAUGAAGAUUGACUGCGAAGAUCCUAUAAUGCAGAGCAUGGGUCUUAAAAUUGAAAGUAACACGAGAAGAUUUAUUUUUGAUGACCCCAGAGAGCAAAUCUGUAGAUUGGAGAUCCAAAACAAAGUCUACAGAUGUGAGCUAGCAAGUUUGGAUAAAGAAAUAUCGCGGUUGGAGGAACUUUUAGCCCAUCCCUCAAGUUGUUCUGUGAAAUCUAGCGUUAACGUAAUCGACGUAACUGUAGAUUCUCAUUACUUAAGUGUCCCUACACCUAUAAUAGGUAGAGCUUCAUGGCCAAGUACAGAUUGUCAAAUGAACAAUUGUAGAAAAGGUUUUUUAUCCGACAACAAAUUAGACAGUCAUAAUUCUUUCGAGAAAACCAAACUUUUUGAAAGGUUAAAAAAGUUUUUUGGCAGCUUCAAUUCCCUGCAUAGCACUCCCCAGCAGCACGAAAUUGACCAGGACUGCGAUCUGUUUGAGAUUCGUAAACAUGAUGGGAUAAAACCUAGGUCGAGUCCAGAAAUUUAUAAACAAGUAGAUCCAUUUAGUAGCAUGUCUAAAGCAAAGUCGGAGAUGUACAUUAAAGAAAAUGAAUUAUUUAGUUAA
Molecule: messenger RNA, 2691 nt
Organism: Anoplophora glabripennis (Asian longhorned beetle)
Lineage: Eukaryota; Metazoa; Arthropoda; Insecta; Coleoptera; Cerambycidae
Product: gamma-aminobutyric acid type B receptor subunit 2-like
Exons: 8
Coding region: 1-2691 (896 amino acids)
Biological process (GO): gamma-aminobutyric acid signaling pathway; G protein-coupled receptor signaling pathway
Cellular component (GO): G protein-coupled receptor heterodimeric complex; membrane
Molecular function (GO): G protein-coupled GABA receptor activity
Source: RefSeq, a predicted model, not a curated record